CUGGGGGGAGGGCGGAGCGGGCCUCCUACCCCCGACUGCGCCUGGGCCAGGCGCCCCGCACCCUCCACCUGGCCCAGACUCGCGCGGCCCCUCGCCUCCUCCUGACACCCCCCAGGAGCGAGCCGAGGGACGCCCCAAUCGGACCCCCCAGUUAAAACUCCCGACUCCCGACCUUUCCCGGGCUCCCGGGUCCGCCGAGGAAGCCGGAGCCGCGGGCCUCGGCCCAUGCUGGGACUGCGGGGCGGCCGGGCGCGGGGCCAAAGGCGGGGCGGGGGCGGGAGCGGGGGCCUUUAAGAGGCGCGGCCGCCGGGACCGAGCCAGACGCGGGCAGCGCCGGGACUCGCCUCCGCCGCCGCCGCGCACGGCCCGCAGCGCUCCGGCUCCUCCUCUCGCGACCGCCCUCCGCAGCGAUGGACGGAGACGGGGACCCAGAGAGCGUGGGCCAGCCGGAGGAGGCAAGCCCGGAGGAGCAGCCGGAGGAGGCGUGCGCGGAGGCGAGCGAGGAGGAGCGGCCCGAGGACCAGGAGGAGGAGGACCGGGAGGCGGCGGCGUACCUGGCCGAGCUGCCCGAGCCGCUGCUGCUGCGCGUGCUGGCCGAGCUGCCGGCCGCCGAGCUGGUGCGCGCCUGCCGCCUGGUGUGCCUGCGCUGGAAGGAGCUGGUGGACGGCGCCCCGCUGUGGCUGCUCAAGUGCCAGCAGGAGGGGCUGGCGCCCGAGGGCGGCGCGGAGGACGAGCGCGACCACUGGCAGCAGUUCUACUUCCUGAGCAAGCGGCGGCGCAACCUGCUGCGCAACCCGUGCGGGGAAGAGGACUUGGAGGGCUGGAGCGACGUGGAGCACGGCGGGGACGGCUGGAGGGUGGAGGAGCUGCCUGGAGACUGCGGGGUGGAAUUCACCCACGACGACGGCGUCAAGAAGUUCUUCGCCUCCUCCUUCGAGUGGUGUCGCAAAGCGCAGGUCAUUGAUCUGCAGGCCGAGGGCUACUGGGAGGAGCUGCUGGACACGACUCAGCCGGCCAUCGUGGUGAAGGACUGGUACUCGGGCCGCUGCGACGCCGGCUGCCUGUACGAGCUCACCGUGAAGCUGCUGUCUGAGAAUGAGGACGUGCUGGCAGAGUUCAGCAGCGGGCAGGUGGCAGUGCCCCAGGACAGUGACGGGGAGGGCUGGAUCGAGAUCUCCCACACCUUCACCGACUACGGGCCAGGCGUGCGCUUCGUCCGCUUCGAGCACGGGGGGCAGGACUCCGUCUACUGGAAGGGCUGGUUUGGGGCCCGGGUGACCAACAGCAGCGUGUGGGUGGAGCCCUGAGCGACCCUCCUGCAAGCUUCCCCAGCUGCCUGGAGGGGCAGAGGCUGGGGUGGAUAGGCCUUAACUUAGUCGUAGCAUCCUCGCCUUCCCCGAGCCACCAGCCCUUCUUCUCUCAGGCCCCUUGCUCCAAGCCCAGCCUUAGGCGGGGACAGAGGGGCUUGUUGGCAUAUAUUUGCUUCCGUUCGCACCUCCUCGCAGCCGGCUUCUAGAAUGUACGAUCGGUGAGGGCGUGGGCCCUGCUGAAUCUUCUGCACCUAGCACAGUGCCUACCUCAAAGGGGGCGCUUAAUAAAUAUUAUUUGUCCAAGGAAGGAAUGAAUGAACAAAGGAUGAAUGAGCACCUCUCCCCUCCCAUCCUUUUCUGUCUUCCGAGGGCCCAGCCUGGAAAAACACUUGGUGGGGCUCCAGCUGCUCCGGUUUCCAGGGGCCCUUGAGCCAGUGUGGAGCCGGUCAGGCCCGGGCCGGCAGGGCUGGACAAAGGCUGGGAUUGUGAGGCCGAGGAGGGGUGAGCUGGGCCUGGCGCCUGAUCGACACCCAAGCUGCCCAGAGGCCAGAACAGGGGGUGGGGAGGCUGCCCCCAAGCCUCUCUUGGCCCAGCGAUUAUCCUGUGAUUGUCCUACGCCUUGCUGCCGCCCCCUUUCCGAAGGCAGGGUGGUGGAGGUGGCGGUGGUGGCACAGGAUCUAGGGUACCAGUCCUCCUGGGCUGGGGUCUGGGAGGUGGGGGAGCACAGAAAGGACCAGUCUGGCGUCCCUCUUCAGUUCCUGCGCACUCCAUGCUGUCCUGGUGUUGGAUUGGCCUGGACUCAUGAGCAUUUGGUCUCAUCGGUCGUUUUCUGAGCCCGGCCCAGAGGCUGGCCCCUGGCACUGGUUUUGGGGACAGGAGCGUGUUGUGCCAGAGUCUGGGCCUGGGCACUCUCCUCUGCCCUCCCCAGCAGCUCUCCAACCCAGCCCUUCCCAGGACUCUCUGCUGGUCCUGGGGGCGUUUGAAGGGCUCGAAACACCUCCUCUCCUGCAGUGGCGACCAAUAAAAUCACUGUGACCCUG
Messenger RNA from Microcebus murinus (gray mouse lemur), 2350 nucleotides. It is a transcript of the gene FBXO2, whose product is annotated as F-box protein 2. The record is from RefSeq and is a predicted model, not a curated record. NCBI's taxonomy places the organism in Eukaryota, Metazoa, Chordata, Mammalia, Primates, Cheirogaleidae. Gene Ontology annotation, cellular component: cytoplasm; SCF ubiquitin ligase complex. Gene Ontology annotation, molecular function: ubiquitin protein ligase activity; protein binding. Gene Ontology annotation, biological process: SCF-dependent proteasomal ubiquitin-dependent protein catabolic process; ERAD pathway; glycoprotein catabolic process.